Pseudophryne corroboree (corroboree frog) is the source of this 2841-nucleotide messenger RNA. RefSeq names its product SH3 domain containing ring finger 2 (gene SH3RF2). Gene Ontology annotation, cellular component: nucleoplasm. Lineage: Eukaryota; Metazoa; Chordata; Amphibia; Anura; Myobatrachidae. Gene Ontology annotation, biological process: positive regulation of JNK cascade; protein ubiquitination; positive regulation of proteasomal ubiquitin-dependent protein catabolic process. The transcript has 10 exons. The record is from RefSeq and is a predicted model, not a curated record. Gene Ontology annotation, molecular function: ubiquitin protein ligase activity; protein phosphatase 1 binding. Bases 138 to 2357 code for a protein of 739 amino acids.
AGAAUGAGUGUGUUUCAGCGUGUCGUGCAGCACAGUUGCAGGAAAGCAGCAGCAGCAGUUCUGGGGACGCCGCCUGGUGCACGGGAAAGUGAAAUGCUGGUUUCAUCUUCCUGGUUCAGCUGACUUGCUUGGCUACAAUGGACGAUUUAGUUAUACUUGACUUGCUCAAUUGCCCUGUGUGCUUAGGAAAAUUGGAUGCCACUGCCAAAGUAUUGCCAUGCCAGCAUACGUUCUGUCAACCAUGCUUGCAGAGGAUACUGAAAGCCAGGAAGGAGCUGAGAUGCCCAGAAUGCAGGACCCCAGUGCAUUGCAGCAUUGAGGAUUUGCCAGCAAACUUACUCUUAGUGCGCCUACUGGAAGGCAUAAAAAGUGGGCAAGGCUUGGUGAGGAAAGCCUCCUUUCCGCGACUGGGUGGACUGUUUGCUCAAGACUCCUUUCGGAAGAGCCGAGAACAGAAACCAAAUCAUGAAUCAAAUUACAGGCUGUUUCCAAAGGCCAGAAUUCCUGUAGAAGGGGUGCCAUGUGCUAAAGCUUUGUUGAGCUACAGAGGACUAGCCCCCAGCGACCUUUCCUUCAACAAAGGUGACAUCAUUAUCCUACGCAGGCAGCUGGAUGAGAACCGGUAUUACGGAGAGGUGAAUGGCGGAACUGGAGUGUUUCCAGCAAGUUCUGUAAAAAUUCUACGGAAAAUAGAUCAACCUCCGGCACUUUGCAAAGCCCUGUAUAACUUUGAACUGAAAGAGAAAGACAAAGGAGAAAAAAGGGAUUGCUUGAAAUUUACAAAGGAUGAUAUUAUCCAUGUAAUACGGAGAGUGGAUGACCACUGGGCAGAAGGCAAGCUGGGUGACCAAGUGGGGAUUUUCCCCUUACUCUUUGUAGAGUUGAACAGCUCUGCCAAGCAACUGCUGGAGUCAAAUAAAGGAAAAAGAAAAGAUGUGAAAAAUCUGCCUGUCGCCUCUCCACUGAAGAAGUCUCCAUCAAAAGCGAAGUCUGUGGACUCUGCUACAGUGCACAGAGUUACUGAGGGGAGAAGAAAGAGCCCAAGGCAGUUCCUCAUCACAAAUGCCCUAAAUACAAUAAACAAGAUUGUGAAUUCUCCCACGGGUCGGCAGGCUCCAGAAAUCAGCACCCCCAUACUUAUCAGUUCAAGUAACACAGCCAUCAUUGAGAAGGCCAGGUGCUUAAACACCUCACCAAACCAGGUCAAUGCUUCCUUUUAUUAUGCCACACUCGGAUCACAUGGCACAGGACCCUCAUUGGUGGCUUUUCCAAGUUCUCACCACAAUAUUCUGGCUAACAUGUGUGUAGCUCUCCAACCAUACACAGCUCAUGGACCCGAUGAGAUAGAUCUCCAGAAGGGAGAAGGCAUCCGUGUCCUGGGCAAAUUCCAGGAAGGAUGGCUCCGCGGGGUUUCAUUGGUCACUGGAAAAAUUGGUAUCUUCCCCAGCCAUUGUGUUACUACUGUUUACAGGAAACCUUCCAAAUACCCCGAUCCAAGGUUCCCUUCUUAUCCCACUAACUGGAUUUCAAGCAGUGCCUCAGUUUCCUCACAGGGCAGUGUGUCGGAGACUGGUAUCAGUAAGCCUGUCAGGACUUUCUUUGUGCCAUCUGCUUCAGUGGAACCUACAAAGAAGAACCUAUCCUCUUCCUCUGCACUGGUACCAACUGCUCCCCGAUGGAGGAAUGACAGCUUCAAAAAAAAUUUGACUGUUCAGAAGACUGUACAAACAAGCCCUGUAUUGCAGCCAGUGCCCAUCAGCAGAAUACCGUCAGCCACUGUUCAGCCUCAGCAGAUCUUUAUUAAUGCAGCAAAUUCCAAUGUCGGUGCCAAUGCUGAUACCUGGUCGAGGCCCAACUCAUGGUGUGAUGCGAUGAGACCAAUUGACUAUAGGAGAUACUCUGCAGCUAGUUCUAUUGCUUUUGAGCCCAAAGAGUACACAGCGAAAAAUUAUUCACCACUGAAACAGCCAACAUCUGCUCCUCCUUCUAUACUGGUGAAGCCUGACACACCUAAAAGUGCUUCUGACAAGCAGGUGAAGACUGUAAGGUUCAUGAAUUUUAGCCCACCUCCACCAAAGCGCCACAGCACUCAUCUUGAUGGAAAACUUGAACAGCUAUCCAGCCAGAUAGGUAAACCAGAAAGCUCCUUAGUAGCAGAAGCCCUACUAACCACACCACUGCGACCUCAAUCCAAUCAGCUGACGGAAAGCCGCAAAAUACAGCAACUUAAGUCUACAAGCAAUGACCUUAGCCUCCCACCACAAUCAACAUUGUCCUUUCCUAACAGAAGAUCCCUAAAUGAUGACUCAAAGAGGUGGAGCGCAAUAUAUCACACCCAAGAUAUCCUGUCAACCUAAUGUCUCUACCGUGAUUUAACUUGUGCUGAGUUUUCCUUUCCUAUACUGGCACAUUAAAUUAGAUUUUGUGUCGGAGAGCCUCUCUGUAAUUUUCUCAUCAAUCCAUUUUGUCAUACAGGACAGACUUACCAUGACAAAAAAAAGGAUCACUGGCACCUUCAAUUAUAAAUGUCUCUUUUACCCCUCAUUCUUAUUAUAAAGACAGGUUUGUGUCAAGACAUCCUGUCACGCUCUUUGCUACAUGAAGAUAUAUAGUGGAUGUAUUUGACAAGUUGACUGGGAUAUUUUUCUCUUUAGGAAAUAAGGUCACUUACUCAACAAGGUGAAAGAAAGAAAAUAGUUUGAUGCCCCUUCUCUUCUCUUCUUCCAGACAGCCGAACCUGCUUUUUUUUAUUUGUCUGGCAACCUUGGCACAUUUUAUUUUCAUAUAUUAUGCUGCUUUUUAUUGAACUGCACUCAUCUGAAAUAAAAUUCUAUAAUCAAA